AUGUUAGAAAAUGGGGAGAUCUUAAUGGUUCUGAUAACUAGUGAAUUUCUAUUGGGCGUUCUGCUGAAUGGAUUUAUAGUAGUGGUGAACUGCACCGACUGGAUCAGGCGCAAGAAACUGUUAACAAGUGAUCUCAUCCUGGUUGGCCUGGCUAUCUCCAGAAUUGGACUAUUAUGCACGAUGAUGUGGACUGCCUAUUUAUUUGUAAAUGGUCUUUAUGCAGUCAUCGCAGAUAGAGUCAGAGUAAUUGACGUCUUCUUGGUGCUGACACACAGUUCAAGUAUUUGGUUUGCCACUGUCCUCAGCAUCUUCUACUUCCUAAAGAUUGCUAACUUCUCUAAUCCCUUCUUCCUCUGGAUGAAAUGGAGAAUUAACAGGAUCAUCUACAUGCUUCUUGGAGGACCCUUGGUAAUUUCUUUUGCCUUUUGCUUUCCAAUGAUGGAGAGAAUGUAUUACUAUGCUGACCACUUUUCAAGAGAAAGACAGAGAAAUGUUUCUCAGGAGGUCCAAGAGAAUAAAAAUAAGCUCAUCAUGUUCCAGAUUCUCUUCACCUUGCUGGGUCUUAUCCCUUUUGCUCUGACUCUAGUCUCAUUAUCCUUAUUCAUUCUCUCCCUAUGGAGGCAUACCCAGCAGAUGCAACUGAAUGCCACUGGUUCCAGGGACCCUAAUACAGAGGCCCAUGUUCGAGCCAUGAAAACUAUGUCUUCGUUCCUCAUUCUCUUUUUAUUGUACCAUAUAGGUUUUCUUCUCAACUACUGGACUUACUUACUGGGUACGAGCAAGAUGUUUUCCUUAUUGAGUAUAUCAAUCAUGUUUCUCUAUCCCUUUGGCCACUCACUGAUCCUGAUUCUGUGGAAUAGCAAGCUAAGGAAGGCUGUCCUGAAGUUGUGGUGGAAGAUAAGGUGCUACCAGCAAGGAAGUCAUCCUCAAGUCCUGUGGACAAUUUGGCAUUUUCUGAGGGGACUGACGUCACGAUGGAGUCCUUAA
This is a messenger RNA of Monodelphis domestica (gray short-tailed opossum), 987 nucleotides long. It is a transcript of the gene T2R23, whose product is annotated as bitter taste receptor Modo-T2R23. The record is from RefSeq and is marked provisional. Gene Ontology annotation, biological process: sensory perception of taste; detection of chemical stimulus involved in sensory perception of bitter taste; G protein-coupled receptor signaling pathway. Gene Ontology annotation, cellular component: membrane. Gene Ontology annotation, molecular function: bitter taste receptor activity; G protein-coupled receptor activity. Lineage: Eukaryota; Metazoa; Chordata; Mammalia; Didelphimorphia; Didelphidae.